UGAGCGCUCACCUGCAGAUGAGAGAGCCGGGGAAACUCGGGGCAGAGCUGCAGCACACUCACGGAGCUCGGGAAGGGACGUAACGAACAGUCUGACCGCAAAGGGGGGAAUAACACAAUUAUUGAAGAAGAAUUUCCUAUCGACCCUCUUUCUGGUUCCUCGUCCAGGCAGCCCUGGUUUGCUUGUUCGCCACGAUGAGAUCUGACUUCGCUCUGGUCCUGACAGCAGCCCUUCUUUGUGACACAGUCUGGAGGAAUAAUGGGGAGCAUCUUUCCAAAGGUCCCUGCCGAGCUGGCUUUUCACAAAGCUUCUACUCUGUGCUGAUUUCAAGGGAUGUAUUGCAAGGCCAGGGCAUACAGAAAGAUACCAUCGUGUCAUCACAAAAAGUGAAGUUUGAUGACUGCAUGGGGAACCAAGCGGUGGUUUUCCAGAGCAGUGACCCUAACUUCAGCGUGCGGACAGAUGGUUCCAUCUUUGCCCAGGGAGAGGGAGCCAGCCUGGACGAGCCAGUCCAGUUUAAACUAACAGCAAGCGGUCCACACACACAGGUCUGGGGGACUGUGGUCCAACUGGCAGUAAUAGACCCACCGUCACCUCCACAAAAUGAAAAUGAGGUCACAAACGAAGAGGGCAAAAUCGCCGAGAGAAAAGAGAGGAAGGACGCGUUCCAAGAACCCCCUCCUGUCAUCAUGUUCUCAGGGUCCCCUGUGAAUGACUCCAAAGGUCUACGGAGACAGAAGAGAGACUGGGUGAUCCCACCAAUCAACGUGGCAGAAAACUCACGAGGACCAUUCCCUCAGAUGCUCGUCAGCAUCCGCUCAGAUCAGGACCAGGACAUCUCAAUCCGAUACAGCAUCACUGGGGUGGGAGCAGAUCAGCCGCCUAACGAGGUGUUCAACAUCGACCCGGUAGUUGGAAAGAUGUUUGUCACCAAACCUCUGGAUCGAGAACAUCGCUCCUCUUACCAUUUGCGAGCCCAUGCUGUGGACAUGAACGGAAACCAGGUUGAGAACCCCAUCGACUUGUACAUUUUUGUCAUCGACAUGAAUGACAACAGACCAGAGUUCAAAAAUCAGGUCUACAACGGCUCUGUGGACGAAGGCUCUAAACCAGGAACUUAUGUGAUGCAUCUCGCUGCAUUUGAUGCCGAUGACAACACCACAGCUAACGGAAUGGUGCGCUAUCGAAUCCUGUCUCAGACACCGCACAGCCCCAUCCCCAACAUGUUCACCAUCAACAGUGAGACCGGAGAUAUCGUGACUGUGGCACCUGGGCUUGAUCGAGAGAAAGUGUCCCAGUAUACCAUCAUCGUGCAGGCCACGGAUAUGGAGGGCAACCUGAACUUUGGCCUUUCCAACACCGCCACUGCCAUCAUUACUGUCUCGGACAUCAACGACAACCCUCCCAUGCUGACCUCCAGAACUUUUUCCGGUGAGGUCCCAGAGAACCGUGUAGACGUUGUGGUAGCUAAUCUGACGGUGAUAGAUGCCGACCAACCGCACUCACCAAACUGGAACGCCAUCUACAGGAUCCUCAGCGGAGACCCAACUGGUCACUUCACCAUUCGCACCGACCCGGUCAGCAAUGAUGGCAUGGUCACCGUGGUGAAGCCAGUAGACUUUGAGAUGAACCGGGCCUUCAUGCUGACUGUAGUGGUGUCCAACCAGGCCCACUUAGCUAGUGGCAUCCAGUCCUCGCUCCAAUCCACAGCCGGGGUCACCAUAUCUGUCCAGGAUGUCAAUGAGCCCCCUUACUUUCCAACAAAUCCGAAAAACAUCCGCUUUGAGGAGGGCGUCCCUGCUGGCACCAGCCUGACAACCUUCUCAGCCUCAGAUCCAGACCGACUACAGAUGCAGCAGACAAUCAGGUAUUCAAAGCUGAACGACCCGGCAGACUGGCUGUCCAUCAACAGGACCAAUGGUCAGAUCAUAACUACAGGCAUGCUCGACCGGGAGUCUGUCUAUGUCAAAAACAAUAUUUAUGAAGCUACAUUCCUGGCAACAGACAAUGGCUCUCCUGCAGCCAGCGGCACGGGCACCCUGCAGAUCUAUCUGAUAGAUAUUAAUGACAACCCCCCAGCACUUAUACCCAAGGAGUCUCAGAUCUGUGAGCGAGUGAACAGAAACGUCAACGGUGUCAACAUCACUGCCGCUGAUGCUGACACAGAUCCCAACGCUGGACCCUUUGUCUUCGAGCUGCCGAGCUUUCCCAGCAGCAUCCGACGCAACUGGACAAUUUCUCGGAUAAGUGGUGAUUAUGCUCGUCUCGGGCUGCGAUACCAGAUCUAUCUAGAGCCAGGGGUGUACGAGGUCCCUAUAACUGUGUCAGACUCGGGGAACCCACCGUUGUCUAAUAGGUCGGUCAUCAAAGUGAAGGUGUGUCCCUGCGAUGAAAACGGAGACUGCACCACCCUCGGGGCAGUGGCAGCAGCUGGUUUAGGAACCGGAGCCAUCAUCUCCAUCCUCAUCUGUAUCAUCAUACUACUCAGCUUGGUGCUGUUGUUUGUGGUGUGGAUCAAGCGCAGAGAGAAGGAGAGGCAGACCAAGCAGCUGCUCAUUGACCCUGAAGAUGACGUCAGGGACAAUAUACUAAAAUACGAUGAGGAGGGAGGAGGAGAAGAGGACCAGGACUAUGACCUGAGCCAGCUGCAGCAGCCGGACUCCUUGGAGCACAUCAUCAGCAAGCCGCCCGGUGUCCGCAGGGUGGAUGAACGUCCCAUCAUCCCAGAGUCCCAGUACCCAAUCAGACCUGUCGUGCCCCACCCUGGAGACAUCGGGGACUUCAUCCACGAGGGUUUGCGAGCGGCAGACAACGACCCCACUGCUCCUCCUUAUGACUCCCUGCUGGUGUUUGACUAUGAGGGCAGCGGCUCCACAGCCGGCUCCGUCAGUUCCCUCAACUCCUCGAGCACGGGGGACCAGGACUAUGACUACCUCAACGACUGGGGCCCUCGCUUCAAAAAGCUGGCCGAUAUGUAUGGAGGAGGAGACGAUUAAGUCUACCCAGACUCAUAUGUAUACACACAUACACACACACCCUCGUCCUGUCAGCUGGCCUGCUAUGCUCUGUCCCACUAUCCUAAACGGGGCUACUACACCCUGAUUGAACACACGAUAAAGACAUCUUCACACUGACCAACCAACCAACCAACCAACCAACCAACCAACCAACCAAACCCACCACAGAGGACCGCUGCCACGAGUCUCCUGCUUUGAAGCCUGUCUCAGAGUGAAGCAGAACCUCUGGAUUGCAGGCUUCUCAUAGUUUGUAUUUUCAAACUUGUGCUCAUGUUUCAUUUCAGGUUUUAUGCUUGAUGCCGGUUUUAGUUGUCACUCGUCAGAUUUUGUUUUCCUUGAGUUUGCGUAGCUUUUUUUUUUUUUUUGUCCCCACUCACCUUCAAUUGGAGCCGCUCCAUACGAAGAUUUUCCCUUUUCCGACACUGUCAGCCCCCCUCCUGCCUCUCUCUGCAGAAGCUUUAGGUCGAGCUGCUUGCUUUGUCUGAGGGGAACACAAGUGGAAAAAAAAGAACAACAACACGAAUAUCAAAGUCCUUCUUGCAUGGAGGGCCUUGGUUUAUUCUUUCUUGAACUUGAAUUACUUAGAACAGAAGCACUGUUGUUUAAAAAGUGCCUUCAGUGGUGCGUAUUUUAGCAGACUCCCGCUAACUCAGGAUUGGUUGCCAUUUUAUGGGCUCACAUGCCCCCCCCCCCCAUAUGACCCCUUACCCUUUAACUCAGACCUCCCCUUGUCAUCUCUAUGGUCCUGCAGUUCUGUAGUGGCUGCAGGAGAUAUCAGAGGAGCAUUGACUGGCUAACGAGGGCGAUUUAUUUAGUCAUACUGUAAACAGGCCUACAGUGUGUCUGUAAGUUAUGAACAAAACAUUUUAAGACAGGCAUUUCUGAGCUCCUAGAUCACAGCCAACUUGAAUGUGAUGACUAAAAUCACAAAAUUAUGGUAUGGGACAGUCUUAGAGAAGGAAUGCAUUGUGUGUCUUUGUUUAUUGUGGCUUCAAUAGCAGCUGUGUUUGUUUUGGGCUCUCUGUAUUUUCACAUAAAAACUUGGCUUGUUAUUACAUUUUAAAGGUCUUGUGUCGCUGUAUAUGAAGUGCUUAUGAGGGUUACUUUUAUUAAUAUUUGCCUUUAAGACCAUUAAGGUUAGCAUGUUUAACCUUGUCACCCAAAUGUAAUUACCAUGGCCUCAGUUAUUGUGCAGUAAAUAUAUGACAAAUAUAUCAAAACUGUACAAACAUGCAGGAAAUGAAAUACAGGAUUAGUUCAAGCAGCACUGAAAGUAUUGCAAACAGUUAUGAGCUUGUAAAAGCCCCAUUCUGAGUUUCUUUCUGUCUUUCUUUCUCUCCUUUUUUCUUUUGUUUGAUUUGCUGUUGUAGCUCGGCAAACUUUUAAUAUACAAACUUCGGGGUUCGUCCCUGUCACAGAAACUGUGGGAAUUGAGUCUCAGCCAGGGCUUUAGCGCCUUCACAAUCUGUCUCUCUUCAGGCACCGUUUCACUCAUCAGAAAUUUUCUCCUGAAAUUUUUGGCUGAAAGUUCAAGAGGUUUUAGAGACAAAGUUAGAGGAACGGAAAGUCUGUUGUGAAGCUCUACACUUUAUCAAAGCAGACUUGCACAACUAAAGCUCCAGUAAUGGCGUUUUAAAAGAGAGACAUUAUGAAAAAGAGUUUUGUUGUGUCUAAAUGAAAAAGCAGAGCUACCCAUGGGCUUUUGUGAUCAUGUUUCAGUCCCCAGAACUGCACGUCGAGAAAAGGGAGAAAGAGCUUUAGUCUUUGUAUUAAAUUAUUUAAAUAUGCAAAACAUCUCACACAGGGAAAGCAGAGAGAUGCUUGUGAAUGAUAGAAAGGUUUAAUCAUUCCUUAUCUUCUGAGUGCCCGUUGAAACACUUCUCAAUUGUAGCCUGUUUCAUCUUGAUGUGGACUGACCAGAUUUUCUAUUAAUUAUGGAUAAGAUGAAUACUUGGAGGAAAUCUCAGUAGUGACAGUGUUCUUUAGAUGUGAUUUGAUGAGAAGGAUGCUCUUUUCCUCCUUUUUUCCUGCUGCUUUUCAGCUACCUUCUCAUGGUUCACAUGAGAAUAACUGAUGAUCAAAACAUUCCCCAUGCAGGUUUUUCUUCAUCUGUAAUAAUACUCUUAUCACUACCUUCUGACUGGACUCAGAGGAUUUCACUUGUGACAAGAUGUAAGUCAAAUGAAUGCCUCUUAGUACAUAUAGAUAUUCAACAUGCCAAAACAAAGAAAUAAGGAUGGGAGUUUUAUUCCACUAUAAACAUGGGAAGGAACGUUGUGGUUUAAUUACUAAGGUUAACAGGGUAAGAAUGUCAUUAUUAUUUAGAUUAAUAGAUAAAUGUCUGAUGAAGUACUUUGCGGGGUAGACAUUAUCAGUGGCUUUAUUUUUAUUUUUAUUUUUAUUUUUUUUGCAUUUCUCAUAGUUUCUCACAGUUGACGCGAGAAAAGAGCAGUUUCAGAAGCGUGCUGCUGGAUCAGCUCUUUUCUUCCCCGGCUGCUGCUCAGCCUGAAGAGUAUCUCCACAAAAUAAACACAGCUGUUACUUUCUGCUAUUUGUGAUUAUUUCUGACAAGUACAUGUUGUAUAUACAGAACAGUUUUAUACAUUUGGUAACAUGAUUUAUCCGUUUCUGUGUGGCAUUGUCUUUCAUUUCAGCUCUGUUUCGAAUGAAUACUCGGCAAUGUAUAUUUCACCACUAAAAGCCAUGUUGCAUUUAAGAGAGUCGGUAUGAUUCUAUGUGAGCUUACAGCCAUACUCUUGUCGCUGUUUAAGAUUAGCUUCAUCAUGGUGUAAAGUUUUCACUUCAAACAAACUUGUACAGUCUUUACUAGCACACACUCACUCCUCUAGGCCUUACUGUAUAUAUUUGAGUGUUCUAUAUUAUAUAAGCCCUUUCAGCAUUGUUCUUAUUCAGCUGCGGGGCGCCAACAUAACUGAAGGCCAUCCAGCGUUUACUGAAUGAAGACAAGCUUCAGGCUGUCAAAUCAGACUGGAUUCAGGGCCAAACAAAGCAGGAGGCCCCCCACACACACACACACACACACACACACACACACACACGUUCAUAUACACACACUUUACACAAGGUAACUGACCUAUAACUGUGUCAUACAUAUAUACAUGACACAAUGCCAUUAUGAUACUGAAUGUUAUCAACCACUUAUCACACAUGGCAGAACAUCAUUCGUGGAGUCCGUCAAACUUGACACAACCAUGUAAAUGCAAUUUGUAUAGAGGAAAUGAAGGAAGGUUGGUGAAGGAAGCAGCGACAUUCCUUUGCUAAAACAAAAAGAAUUAGCAAACGAUAGAAUGAAGGAAGAACAAUUGCACUGCUGAACUCCACCCCUGUCUUCUAGCUCCUCCCCCUCUCUGACUGGUGUUAGCUAAUGGACACUUGGUCUCUCUGGACACUGCCUGACCAUGAACACACCGACACACGACGACGGGCGCCUGCAGAAUACUAUUUUUCCCCUCUGCCAUGGCCAGGACUACAAAGACAGGCAGCAGUGUUUCACAAUGGCUCUCCAAAUACUGCUCAAGUCCAAGUGUACAUAAUGUAGUAUUUGCUUGAAGCGAAACAGACCAAGUUAGGCAAACUGUACCUGUACAAUUGGAGCUUUUUGCAUGUGUCUUUUUAUAAUGGACAGAUGAGUUCUAUUACAGUAACCAUACAACAUUUCAAAAUGUGUCGCAGCCGGCAUGAUCAAGGUUGCAGUCCAGAAGGGAUUCUGGUGUACCAUACUCACAUAGUUUUAAAUGGAGGAGAGAAAAAAAUGCUGAAAAAAUGAUUGCACAGUUGUUGAGUCUAAAGAAUUUUUUUGUAAAUUGUCAACAGCACAAAUAUUUUGUAUUGUUGUUUGUACCAUUUUGUAAGAAAAUGACGAAAAAAAAAGGGAAAGAGUCUGUUGUUUCAAGCGUGUGUUUAUAGUGCCACUGCAAUCUUGGUUUCCAAAUACCGUACAGUCAAUGCGCAGCCUUGCAGAUCAAUCUUGUAAUAUAGACGCUGAGCUGGAGACUCCCUGUCAGCACCAUGUGUUAUAAAUAAAAUUUCCCCUCCUUAUAUGAA
This is a messenger RNA of Labrus bergylta (ballan wrasse), 7082 nucleotides long. RefSeq names its product cadherin-4. Gene Ontology annotation, molecular function: calcium ion binding; cadherin binding. Gene Ontology annotation, cellular component: plasma membrane; adherens junction; catenin complex. The record is from RefSeq and is a predicted model, not a curated record. Gene Ontology annotation, biological process: adherens junction organization; calcium-dependent cell-cell adhesion; cell-cell adhesion mediated by cadherin. NCBI's taxonomy places the organism in Eukaryota, Metazoa, Chordata, Actinopteri, Labriformes, Labridae.